Drosophila willistoni is the source of this 1398-nucleotide messenger RNA. RefSeq lists its product as uncharacterized. The transcript has 2 exons. The coding region runs from base 196 to 1164 and encodes 322 amino acids. Lineage: Eukaryota; Metazoa; Arthropoda; Insecta; Diptera; Drosophilidae. The record is from RefSeq and is a predicted model, not a curated record.
UACAAUAUCAGAAGUGUUCCUAACCCAAAACUAUGAGUAACGCAGUUCAACUAUCCGAUUUUACCCUCGACCAACUAAAACAAUGGCUAUCAACUUUAAACAUGCCAACAAACGGCUCAAGAAACGAAUUAGUGCAUCGUCUGUAUAGUGUGCCAGUCGAAACACGUGGUCUUGCCCCACCUGGUUGGAACGAACAUGAUAGACGACAUCCAAUUGAUGCCUAACCCAGACCAAUUAAAUGAAGCGUCAAUUGGCGACGCAAUUCCGAGAAGCGUACAACAAGAAGCGGUAAACUCCAAUUUCAACAACAACAACGAUGUCGCGUUGGUUCAACAAUUACUACAACAACUUCAACUGCUGAUUCCUAGAAUCGAGCAUGGCCACGAUUUGGGCAGAUCUUUCCAGAAUUCGGAAAACAAUGGCAACGCCACUGGCAAUGUUAUCGAUAACAACGUAGCUAAUGAGAAUAUCGAUGACAGCAGCAUUCCCAUCAAUGGCAACGCCACAGUCGAAGCCACCAACCAAUACUCUGGCAACUCAAACGGCGAAUCGAUGGGUAUAGCUUUUUCACUGGCGAAGGAAGUAUUGAUGGACUUCAAUGGCGAAUCGUGCUCCAAAAAGUGGGUGGCUCAGCUUAAAAAUAUCGGUGAAGUGUAUAACAUAUGCAACACUCACUUACGAAUGCUAUUCAUUUGCAAGAUGAAAGGCAAGGCACAUUCAUGGCUUCAUUCGGAGGUUACACGUAUUCGCGAGCCAGUAGCAGUACUAUGCGAACAGUUAAUGGCAGCUUUUGGAGAGAAGAUGUCCAAGUCACAAAUGCGUCGUCAUUUGGAACAGCGUAAUUGGAAAUUUGGCGAAAAGUUUGCAGUUUAUCUGGACGACAAACUAAUGUUAGCCAACAAUAUUAACAUCGAUGAAGAGGAGCUCCUUGAUAAAGUUAUCGAGGGUAUACCUGACAAGGGAUUACGCACUCAAGCACGGAUCCAAUGUUUCGCCAACCCUAAGCAGAUGUUAGCUGCUUUCGCUGAGAUACAUCUAGAGGACAUUCGACGCGCAACUAAAGAUGAAAACGAAACUAGCAGAGCAAACAAGCUCCAAGAGAUGCGCUGUCGUAGAUGUAACAUUAGAGGACACCUGGUGAACCGUGACCACGGGCAACCGUGAAACUAAUGGACUCAACCGUACGAACCAGAGCAGCAACAAUUUCCGUGCCUCAUAGAUUCGGGGAGUCCAGUUUCCUUAAUCAAGAAGAAACAUUUACCUAAUCAUUCAUAUCUUUAUUCUGUCGAGCAAUCUUAUCAAGGGCUAAAUAGAAGUCCUCUCAUUACAUUGGGAAAAUUACUAUGUUACGUUGUGAAAAAUUCAAUAAAGAUUUACUUUUAUUUACUCGUUAUCCCA